Molecule: messenger RNA, 2521 nt
Organism: Austrofundulus limnaeus
Lineage: Eukaryota; Metazoa; Chordata; Actinopteri; Cyprinodontiformes; Rivulidae
Product: pituitary adenylate cyclase-activating polypeptide type I receptor
Biological process (GO): cell surface receptor signaling pathway; adenylate cyclase-modulating G protein-coupled receptor signaling pathway
Cellular component (GO): plasma membrane
Molecular function (GO): peptide hormone binding; vasoactive intestinal polypeptide receptor activity; G protein-coupled peptide receptor activity
Source: RefSeq, a predicted model, not a curated record
GAGAGAGAGAGAGAGAGAGAGAGAGAGAGAGAGUGGGGAGGGGGUCUAGUUGAAAUGCGCAGCGCAUUCUUGCGUUGAGGAGCGGAGGCUCGUUCUGUUCCAUGUUUCCCGCGCGCCACGGAGGACAUCUGAUCCGGUUUGGGUUCUAAUAAAACAAAAUCUGUGCAGCAACAGCGAGCUGCUCCUGCAGCUCCUCAGUCUGCAAACCAAAAGCAGCUCCGUUUCUGCAGGAAGUUGUUUCGCCGCGGGAUCCUCCGCGCAGCGCGCGCCCUGCAGCCCGGUGGAUCUGCGUGGGUCUGUGUCCCGGCGCAGCGCGGGASUCUGAGGGAGCUGAGGGACACAAAAAAUGACCCUGAGGUGAAGCGGCGUCCUGCUGCGUCCYUCCGACAGGAAGCUGCUGAAAUUCAAAAUGUCUGCCGUUACCAUCAGCCUGCUGACCCUCCUCAUCCUCCUGCCUGCGGGCUCGAGGCAACAGGUUCCCUCCAACUGUGUGAUCAAGAGGGAGCAGGAGAAGUGCCAGGAGAUGAUCGACUCAGAGGAGCCCGGCUCUGAGUUUGACUGCUUUAGGUUUUGGGACAACCUGACGUGUUGGGAGCCAGCCAGGAUCGGAGAAGUGAUCGAGGUCAACUGUCCCGAACUCUUCUCUCAGUUCAUCAGUGAGGAAGACUACGAAGUGGGGAAGGUGAGCCGUAACUGCACCGAGUUCGGCUGGUCGGAGCCCUUUCCUCACUACGUGGACGCCUGCCUGGCCGAGGAGGGGAACCGGACCCACCCGGACAUGUACUACGUGUCGGUGAAGGCUCUGUACACGGUGGGCUACAGCACGUCUCUGGUGUCCCUCACCACAGCCAUGGUCAUCCUCUGCAGGUUCAGGAAGCUCCACUGCACCAGGAACUUCAUCCACAUGAACCUGUUCGUCUCGUUCAUCCUGAGAGCCAUUUCUGUCUUCAUCAAAGACGGCGUGCUGUACGCCGAGGAGGACAGCGACCACUGCUUCAUACACACAGUCAACUUCGUGCUCUUCAUCGGAAUCAUCGUCAUCCUGGUCCAGAAGCUGCAGUCCCCAGACAUCGGUGGGAACGAAUCCAGCAUUUACCUGAGGCUGGCCCGCUCCACGCUGCUGCUCAUCCCGCUCUUUGGGAUCCACUACACCGUGUUCGCCUUCUCUCCUGAGAACGUCAGCAAGAGGGAGCGUCUGGUGUUCGAGCUCGGCCUCGGCUCCUUCCAGGGUUUCGUGGUGGCCGUCCUCUACUGCUUCCUGAACGGAGAGGUGCAAUCGGAGAUCAAGAGGAAAUGGCGCAGCUGGACGGUGAACAGGUACUUUGCUGUGGACCUGAAGCACCGGCAUCCUUCGCUGGCGAGCAGCGGGGUGAACGGGGGGACGCAGCUGUCCAUCCUCAGCAAGAGCAGCUCCCAGAUCCGGAUGUCCAGCCUGCAGGCCGAGACCCCGGCCACCUGAGCCGCCCGGCCGGCCCCGACGCCUCGGACCCCGUCCCGCCCAUCCCGAUGACCUGCCUCAACAACUCCUUCCUCGACCCGUACCCCGAUGAGACCGUGAUGGAAACCCAGCUGAGCUCCAGUGACCCGAAGCAGCCUCUGGUCUGAACGUGGAUCUGGGAGCAGACUCCAGGGUGAAACAGGAAGUCUGUUUGUACAUAUUCGUGUUAAAACGUGGUCCGGCGCUCCAGAACUAAAGGAACCAGAGAGUCCAGUCUCAGUCGUGAUGUAAAUAAGUCCCGCCUCCUCUGAGGUCCAGUGUCCUGGUUGGGUAGUGUGAUGCUGUCAGAAACCUUCCUCUGGAAAGUGGAAAGAGAAACUUGCUCCUGCUGCAUUAUGGGAAACGUAGUUCCUGUCAUUUUCUGAAGUUCAGGGUGAAUCUGCUUCUCCUGCUUCAAUUAAUGAUCCGUUUAAAGGAAUUUUGCAGCAAGUUUCAGACUUUUUUCGGUGUUUAUGUUUGAGGAAGGAGUUAUUUUAGUAACGUUCAUCUUGUUUUUAAUUCUAAAGCUGUUCAGCACUUCGCUACACAAACUGUGAAAGAAUUAUUACUAAUAAUGUCUAAGCUGUGAAAGAGACAAAAACACGAGUGUUAAAUUCAACGUGACAGAGGAACCCGGAGGACGAGUAUUUGUUUAUGUUUUUAACGGUUCUGUAAAAAGACAAAGAAAGAACUAAACAGGGUCGGACGUCUUCAGAUACGACAAAGUUUAAGAUUCAACCAGCCGUUCGUACAGAAAAUGUCAACCAGUAUAAACUUAUCUAACUGCAUGAUGCUCCACUGCCUGUAAACCUUUUGUUCUUUGUGAGAAUUCAGUGUUUUAACUGGAUGUUGAGUUGAUUUCAGUUUAACCCUGAUCCUCUGGURUCUGUGGAUCAGAACCCUGCUGCUGCCCUGAGGUCAAAAACUGAACUUUGAGACCUCGUGGGGUCUUUCUGACCCCACGGCAGCAGCAGGGUUAAAUUUAUGGUGCUGUAUGAGGGCCAAAAUUAAGACUAUUGCUCAACCAGUGGUUGCUACAUCCUU